GUCCUCAGAAAUUUAAAAAUUCUGUAUAUUUGACCAAAUAAAUGCCAGAAAAAGUGUAGCUCCUCUUUUCUAGAUUUUCAGACUUUGAAUAGGAAGUUGAAUCACAUCCAUAACGGGAUCCCGUUAAUCUGACUCAGUGAGGUGUGUUUCUGUCCCACACGCCCCUCUCAUCCUGAAACCAACCUGGACAGACUGAGCGCUGCAGUCUCACCGGACAGGCAGCAGGGAGACACGUCUGGAAGCUGAACAAUGCGGACCGGGUUGCCGAAAAGGUUGGAAAACUUAUCUUUACGCACGGGACAGGCGCAGACAGCAGCUGUGUGUCCUGCACGGAUCAGGCUUCACGCGCUGGUUUCUCUGCGGGUCAUUUGAAGCACCGAGAGGAGGCAUGAGCAGCCGCGCUGCGGUGCCGCGGGAAUCCCGUUAGUGUUUGGAUUCACCAGAGCUUUGGAUAACAGCUGGAAUAUCGGUUACGCUCGCGCUUUACCCUUUUGGAAACUUCGCAUCUGAUUUAGCACAGGAAUUCUCUAACAAAUGACUACCUCUGAGAGAUCUACUGCUUUCUCGCUUCAUCCCCAAAAGCCCUUUUACCGAACCAGCCUAAAAAAUCACCUCUAACCUUGCCGGAUUCGGCGCGGGGAAAUGCUCCAGCGCGCCGCGGCUACCUGGCCCAGAAUGUGGGGAGCCACCGUGGUUCUGACUCUGCUCCUUAUUGACGUGAAGGCCAGCGGGGAGUUUUGCCACGGCUGGCAGGACUCUCAGGGCGCCUGGAAGGAAGGAUUCCAGUGUCCGGAGAAGAUCGACGCGGAGGACGCGAUCAUCUGCUGCGGGAAAUGCGAGCUGCGCUACUGCUGCGCCAGCGCGGACGCGCGGCUGGAUCAGGGGAGCUGUGAGAACGACCGGCAGCCGCAGGAGACCGGGGCAGAGAGCACAGACAAGGACUCUCGAGCAGUGCCCAUCUACGUGCCCUUCCUGGUCGUGGGUUCCGUCUUCGUGGCUUUUGUGGUCGUGGGUUCUCUGGUAGCCGUGUGCUGCUGCCGCUGCCUCCGGCCGAAGCAGGAGCUGUCUUCAUCAGGGGCCACGGGGGGCGGGGCCCCCAGCGGACGCCUUCUAGAAACCAUCCCCAUGAUGGCCAACACCUCCAGGGGCUCCUCGUCCCGACAGUCCAGCACGGCCACUUCGUCCAGCUCCUCGGCUCCGCCUGCUGCCCCCCGCACUGUCCCGCCCGUGGCUCCCGCCCCUCUCAUGCGGGCCCAGGCCUCCUGCUGCCUUCCGCCGGACGCCAGCGUCUUUGUCAACAUGCCCACUAACUUCUCUGUUCUUAACUGCCAGCAGGCCACACAGAUCAUGCCCCAUCAGGGGCCGUUCAUGCACCAGCAGUACAUCGGCUAUGCCCAUCCUGUCCCCGCAGCUUUUAUAGACCCGAGCCAGGGGGGCUACAGGCCCCUCCAGUCCCCCUGUCCUCCUCCCACUGGUGGGUCCAGCAUCACCAGUGACCAGAAGUUCCCUCCAGUGACGGUCUGAUGCGGGGGCAGCUCUGCACAACCCGCCUUUCACUCUGUUACAAACUCCUGACUUGUGAAGUUAAACCUUGCAGGGAUGCAGAGGAGACUUUUGGGCACACGGCCAAAGUCUCUGAGUGUUUAGGGCUUCUUAUGACCUCAGAGCUCAUCUCAGCAGUGGACGCAAACAGAAAACUGAAGGUUUGCACUGAACAAGCGAUGAGAGGAUGAUUUAUGGAUAUUGGAGCAGAAAGAAAAUGACCACAUGCUGCGUUUAUGUGCACAUCUGCGCUUGUGAGCGGCCGUGAGCUGCCUGUACAACAUGGUAUACUUCUGUUUGUGUUGAAAGCGUGAAGCCAGAGUGUGCGUGUGGAUGGAUGUACUGUAAAUGAGUGUGUGUGUGUGUGAGCUUGACUGUAAUGGGAAACGCAGGUGGUGUGAUGUGAAAGGCUGUUGCAAUCUCCCAGAAGGCCAUUUAAACUCUAAUGAAGUGAAUAAAGGACGCAGACUGUGACGCCCCAGCUAACUAUACAGCUCCCCUCCCGCCACCUAGAGAUGAAAAAAACCUGACUCGAGAAGAAAACGCUCAAAAUAUGACAAUCUUCACGCAAGGAUGGAGGUCAAUGUUCCCUGAAAGUGUUGGAGGGAAGGUCUCUGCCAGGCUAUCCCAUCACUUCUCUCCUGUGAGUCCAGUCUGUUUAUGUAUGUGUGUGUGUAAUCCACACAGAUCAACGCUUCAGCCCCAGGGCAGGUCCGAGUCAGUUCUCCACUUGAGAAAGGCACAAAAAGCGUCAGUUAUCGGUUACGAAUCUGCAAAAAUGAAUGAAUCAUUCUCUCAAAUGUCUAAGAGGCAAGCAGGCAGCUUUUGUGACACAAAUCUAUCAAACUGUGAGUGUUUUUUGGAUUUGCUCCCUUUGAAACAGUACACAACAAUGCUGGGAGGUGUUUUUCAUAUGGAUUUCAAAAUUAAACACAUUUUAAAACAAACUUUUUACCCCUAUUUUUUGUGAUUUUUGCAUUAAAAAAAUCUGGUUUGGUAAACCAUGUGGUGAAUGGCUCCUCUGAAUCCCUUUUAAACGCUCAGACUCCCACAGAGGAAAUUAUCCAACACACAGACACGAAAUAAACAAAGCAGACAGUUUUAAACUUUGACAGGGUGAAGGGGGAAGCGUUGGCUUGCUCGCAUUUAGACAGAACCUAAAAACAACCUGAUGGAUUCUCCAUCCUGCAGCCGCUGUAGACCCAUCUGAGCUGGACCACGUCCAGGAAGGUGGGUGGGAAAGAAAUCUAGAGAGGGGAUUAAUCGCCUAAAUAACGUAAAAAGAUCGUAAAACACGCUAAUCUUUUCCCUUUUCAAUUGUCAGCAUGAUUUUUUAAGUCUGCAGCUACUCUGGUGCAACAAUUCAGAUAAAACCCCUCCUAAUGGACUGCAUGGGUGCUCGGUGAACACAGAGACGCUGGGUCAGGCCAUGGAUUGAUUAGAUUUAAUGAUUAGGACUUGGAUAGACCUUCUAUUUGCGCUUGCAUUCCUGAACCAAAGUGUCCUCAACACGUAGCACACAGACAACAGGCUCCACAUUCACAUCAAGCUGAGAAACACAUGAUCCAUGCAAGCAUCUCAAUCAAAGGGCUAAAGUUUUCUCAUAUGCAUGUAAAGUAAAAAACAAAACAAAA
Molecule: messenger RNA, 3176 nt
Organism: Nothobranchius furzeri (turquoise killifish)
Lineage: Eukaryota; Metazoa; Chordata; Actinopteri; Cyprinodontiformes; Nothobranchiidae
Product: protein shisa-2
Source: RefSeq, a predicted model, not a curated record